AUGGCGGACGCGUCGAAGACAUUCCCUUCACUGCUUCUACAGGAAGACAGUGUCCUGAGGGCAUUUGGAUCUCGGUUGGUGUCUAAGGUGGAUCUGAGAGUCUUCUUCCUCCUGUCAUCUGCUGCUGCGCUUUCAGUCCGCGCUCUACGCGCGCCAAAUGUGUGUGCUGAGCAGGAGGUGAAGCUUGUGGCCCAGAUGCAGCCGUGCGUCCAGGCCUUCACGCGGAUGGUUAAAUCCUGGAAACAGGGAUGCCAGGGACAGUCGUGGUGCAUGGGCUACGAGAGGAGAAUGGCUUACUAUACUGCAUACAGACAGGUGUAUCGACAGGAGCACCAGACGGUUUACAAGUGUUGCCCAGGAUGGUCACAGCUCAACGGGGAGGCCGGAUGCCUAUAUCCUGUGUGCAGUUACGGCGUGUGCUUUAAUGGAGGUCAGUGCAGAGAAGGUUCUGCUCAACUCUGCCACUGUCCGGCCAGAUUCAGCGGUCCAAGCUGCCAGUACGAUAUUGAUGAAUGCCAGGUGCAUAACGGUGGCUGCCAGCACAAGUGUGUGAACACCAGGGGUUCGUAUCACUGCCAGUGUAACGCUGGAUCUCGACUGCACGUGGACGGACGCACAUGCAUCGCCAUCCACUCCUGUAGCGUUGGGAACGGUGGCUGCGAGCAUUUCUGCGUCCAGCAGACGGCGGGUCAUUUCCAGUGCCGCUGCCGACCCGGUUACAGACUCGAAGUGGACGGAAAACAUUGCAAAUCGGAGAAUCCGUGUGUGCAGCGAAACGGCGGUUGUUCUCAGGAAUGCCGCAGGGAUGGAGAUCAGGCCCGCUGUGGAUGUCAUCCAGGUUAUCAACUGGCUGAAGAUGGCAAGACCUGUGAAGACAUUGACGAGUGUCAGAUGGGCCAGGCGGACUGCGCUCACGGUUGUCGUAACACCAGGGGAUCUUUCAUGUGUGUUUGUCCCACUGCCUAUGAGCUGGGUGUUGAUGGCAAGCAGUGCUAUCGUAUCGAGAUGGAGAUUGUAAACAGCUGUGAUCAUAAUAACGGUGGUUGUUCUUAUCACUGCGAACAUUCAACCACUGGACCUGUGUGCAGCUGUAACCAAGGAUACCAGCUGGACGUCGACCACAAGAGCUGCAUCGAUAUAAACGAGUGUAUAGACGGCAGCUCGUGUUGUGAGCACGACUGCACAAACUAUCCUGGAGGUUACGAGUGUUACUGUACAGCUGGAUAUAGACUGAACGCUGAUGGAUGCAGCUGUGAUGAUAUAGACGAGUGUUUGGCUGCAAACGGAGGAUGUGAUCACACGUGUCAGAACAGCGCCGGCUCCUUCCAGUGCUCCUGUAGACGCGGCUAUCGUCUCGAUGAGGACAGACACUCAUGUAUAUUGCUGAAGGAGUCGGUGGAGGCGUUGAGCAGUGGUCAGGUGGUGGACAGACCCCGACCUCAGCUCACUAUUCUGCAGGACUAUGAGAAAAUCCUGGAGCGAUACGACGACUAUGAGGAUGACACGGGAGAACUGCAUGCUGAGAGCACCUUAACUGAGAAAUUCAUAUGUUUGAACGAUUCGUUCGGCUUCGACUGCAGUCUGUCGUGUGAGGACUGUGCUAAUGGAGGAGUGUGUAACAAACACAGAAACGGCUGUGACUGUCCUGACGGAUGGACGGGAAUCCUGUGUAAUGAGACGUGUUCAGAGGGCUGGUUCGGCAGGAAUUGCUCGUUGAGAUGUAAGUGUAAGAACGGCGGCGUGUGUGAUCCGCUCACCGGGAGCUGCCGCUGUCCACCAGGGGUCAGUGGAGAGCUGUGUCAGGACGGUUGUCCCAAGGGUCUCUAUGGGAAGUUCUGUAAUAAGAAGUGUAAUUGUGCUAAUAACGGACGGUGUCAUCGCACUUAUGGGGCGUGUCUGUGUGACCCGGGACUGUAUGGAAGGUUCUGCCACCUACCAUGUCCCAAGUGGACGUUUGGACCAGGCUGUUCCGAGGAGUGUCAGUGUGUUCAGCAGAAUACCGUAGAGUGUCACCGUCAUCAGGGCACCUGCGUCUGCAAGCCUGGUUAUCGGGGCGACACCUGCAAAGACGAGUGUGAAUCAGGCUUCUUUGGCUCUGGUUGUGAUAAUAAAUGCUCCUGUGCGGCUGGAGUGAUCUGUGAUCAUGUGACCGGAGCGUGUCAACCGCAGUGUCCAGCUGGAAAGACAGGAGACAAGUGUGACCAAGAUUGCGUUGAUGGGAGAUUUGGGAUUGGCUGCUCUCAGUCAUGUGACUGCUCGGGGGCACCAUGUGACAGGAUCACUGGCCAAUGCUUGUGUCCCGCUGGAACGUUUGGAAAACAUUGUGAAAAAGAGUGUGCAGAGGGUCGCUGGGGUGUUGGAUGUCAGGAAUCGUGUCCGGCGUGUGAGAACGGAGGCCGCUGUGACCGGCAUGACGGCACAUGUGUCUGCGCUCCUGGAUUCAUCGGCAGAUUGUGCCAGAACAAAUGCCCUGCUGGUUCGUUCGGCCCGGGCUGCAAGCACCGCUGCCAGUGUGAAAACCAGGCAUCAUGUGACCAUGUGGGCGGAGCUUGCACCUGUAAGAUUGGCUGGACUGGAUCGUUCUGUGAAAAACCCUGUCCGCAGGGUUUCUAUGGCCUGGACUGUCAGCAGAGGUGUGUGUGUAUGAACGGGGGGCUCUGCGAUCAUGACAGUGGUGAAUGUGCCUGUCUGCCCGGCUGGAUCGGCCCACAUUGUAACCAAACGUGUCCUGCUGGCCUGUACGGAGUGAGCUGUUCUCAGACGUGUGUUUGUCACAAUAACAGCAGCUGUGACGCUGUAAACGGUCAGUGUGAGUGCAGCGCAGGGUGGACGGGAGACACCUGCUCACAACGUUGUUCUCCAGGUUUCUUCGGGACGGACUGUGCUCAGAGAUGUCUGUGUCAGAGCGGGGGUUCCUCCUGUGACCCUGAGAGCGGCCGCUGCUUCUGUCCCAGCGGAUGGACGGGUUCAGCUUGUGAACUGGAAUGUCCAGCGGGUCGGUUCGGGUCAGACUGUCUGGACAGAUGUGAUUGUCUGAACGGUGCUCAGUGUGACCGACAGACGGGUCGGUGUGUUUGUCAGCCGGGCUGGACAGGACAGCGCUGUGAGAACGCGUGUGUAUCCGGGCGGUUUGGAGUCGGCUGUGAGGGCCGGUGUGAGUGUGAUCACGGCGCCCCCUGUCAUCAUGUGAGCGGACAGUGUUUCUGUCCUGCAGGAUGGAGAGGAAGACACUGUGAGAAAGCAUGUCUGCCGGGCUCAUACGGUCAGGACUGUGUCCAGCGCUGCCCCUGCCCGCCGGGUACGUCAUGCCAUCACGUGACGGGACACUGCGGCUGCCCUCCCGGCUACACGGGCAACGGCUGUGAGCAGAUCUGUCUGCCCGGCACCUUCGGCAUCAACUGUAAUCAGCUGUGUCAGUGUUCAGAGAGAAAUCAGCUGUGCCACCCGGUGUCUGGAGUGUGUUACUGCGCGCCUGGAUUCACAGGACCCAAGUGUGAACAGGCGUGUGUCGAGGGUUUCUACGGUCCCGGCUGCGAGCGUCGCUGUCAGUGUGUGAACCGAGGCGUUUGUCUUUCAGGCUCGGGCACCUGUAAGUGUCCGGCCGGAUUCAUCGGGGCUCGCUGUCAUCUCACGUGUCCGGCGGGACUCUACGGGCCGGACUGUGGCCGUGUGGCCGUCUGUGGAAAGGGGGCGAGGAGUGACCCGGUCACCGGCGUGUGUCAGUGUGUGUGUGUGUGUGUAGGCCGCUCUCAGCACUGUGACUGCAGUAACAGAGGCCUGUGUGACGCCGGCUCUGGAAACUGUUCAUGUGGCCUCGGCUGGACCGGCUUGCGCUGUGAGAGAGAGUGUGCUGCGGGUCGCUUCGGUCCUGGCUGUGCUCUGCAGUGUUUGUGUCAGAAUAACAGCACAUGUGACCGAGUGACAGGAAGCUGCCGGUGUCAGCCGGGAUAUUACGGUCAUCUCUGUCAACACGCGUGUCCCGCCGGUUUGUUCGGCUCUGGCUGUCAGCAGUUCUGUGACUGUGUGAACGGGGCUUCAUGUCACCCCAGAACCGGACUGUGUCUCUGUCCCGCUGGAUUUCACGGCUCUCGCUGUGAAAGAGAAUGUGAGCAGGGCACGUUUGGUCUGAAGUGCUCUCGGUCAUGUGACUGUGCGGAGGACACCGCGUGUGACCCGGUGAGCGGCAGCUGUGUCUGUGCCUCAGGAAAGACGGGUGUCCGGUGUGACAGCGACUGCAGUGUGACGCGGUUCGGACCUGACUGUGCGCUCAGCUGUGAGUGUGAGAACGGCGCUCAGUGCGACCGCAGAAACGGACGCUGCCUGUGUCUCAGCGGCUGGAUCGGCCUCACGUGCUCACAACGGGACCCUCCAGAGGUGGACUCCAGACAUCUAGAGGAGAAUCAGUCCCAGCUCGACACCUCAUAACGCUAACAUUCACACUGAGCAGCUGCAGCGGGACACAAACACACAGAUGCACUUUACUCUCCCCGACUGCUCCUCACAGCUCAGACUCGAUCCUUCAUCGCGCUUUCAGGGGAUUUUCAUAUUGUCUGUGUUUCAGUACUGUUGUCAGAUUCACUUUUGACUCAACAAGACAAAAAGUGCCUUUGGAUUUCAUAACACUCUUGUUUACGCCGCUGGAUUGUAGCUAAUACUAAAGGGUUAGUUCACCCAAAAAUUAAAAUUAGGCUGCGUUUUACUCUCCCCCGAU
This is a messenger RNA of Sinocyclocheilus grahami, 4711 nucleotides long. RefSeq names its product multiple epidermal growth factor-like domains protein 6. Gene Ontology annotation, molecular function: scavenger receptor activity; calcium ion binding; protein binding. The record is from RefSeq and is a predicted model, not a curated record. Bases 1 to 4425 code for a protein of 1474 amino acids. Lineage: Eukaryota; Metazoa; Chordata; Actinopteri; Cypriniformes; Cyprinidae. The transcript is spliced from 36 exons.